Messenger RNA from Leptinotarsa decemlineata (Colorado potato beetle), 3387 nucleotides. It is a transcript of the gene Shrm, whose product is annotated as Shroom. Gene Ontology annotation, biological process: actin filament organization; cell morphogenesis. Gene Ontology annotation, cellular component: apical junction complex; apical plasma membrane; cortical actin cytoskeleton. Gene Ontology annotation, molecular function: actin filament binding. NCBI's taxonomy places the organism in Eukaryota, Metazoa, Arthropoda, Insecta, Coleoptera, Chrysomelidae. The record is from RefSeq and is a predicted model, not a curated record.
CAAUCGAAGGCAUCCUACCUGGCACCGCGACGAGACAGGGAUCGCAUUGUCCCGGACUCUGAAACAGGCAGCUACAAAAGGACAAUGUCUCCCAAUGGCCACGCUCUGCCUCCUGAACCGAUGAACGAGUCACAAAAGACGAGUAGCAGAGAAACGAUGUGGCCCUCCCACAGAACUCCCAAGAACAAUAACGUAAUGCGGCGCAUCUCCAUGAACGAGCAGCAAAAAAAAGAAAAAUGUGAUGAUAAAGAAGACUUGAAAAGACCGCUAGUUUUACCGGACGUUCUUCCAGUCAACGUCAAACUCGGGUCUAGAUCUCAACAAUAUAACAGGCCCACGCAUCUGAGUCUCGUGUCGACCGAAGACGAGUUCGGUGCGAACAAAACGUCACCAAAGUCUCCGAUGAGAUCUCCUCCAGCCUCGCCGCCAAAGAGUCCUUCCAGGAAUUCUCCGUUCACUCCGCUGCGUACCACGAGUUUUUCGUCACCCUGCGCGAUAACCACUGCUACCACUACUAGCUGUACUUCGACUAUUUCACUGGCUGUGACGUCUACUCCGACUUCUAGGUUUUCGUUGAGUACGUCCAGUUCAACGACGACUACGAGAUCUUCGCCUGCCUCAGUGCCAAGAACAGCACCGAGCCCGGAUUGGAACCAGUCUGGUUUCAGUCCUCCACAAUCUCCCAGAAGAGCCUCCCCUCCCAUGUCUAAAUCGCCCAAAAGGAUAUCCCCUCCGAUCAAACCAUCGCUGUCUCCUAACUCCACCAUGAAAUUAACCCCUAUCAAAAUUUAUCCUCUGACCACAUCUACCCUCAGCACUUCUUCACACACCUCUCCAGUUUCUUCGCCUGUUUCGUCCCCUAGAGCGCCUACCCCUCCUAGUUGUUCUCCCCCGUCUUCACCGAUAAAAAGUAGUGAGUAUCCCAAGGUGAUAGAAGGUUUGCAAAUGAUCCAGAGGACAGAAGUAGUCUUGAGGGUUAAUACGUCUAUGACAGAUGCUGCCUCUCAGACUGAUAAGGAGGAGUUGCCUCCAACACCCCUUCCGACUAGAAAGAAGUUGCAGGAAGAGAUCGAAUGUGAAAAACUGGCGGAAGACUUGGUAGACCAUCUUCCCAGUUCAGAUAGACUGAAAGAGCUGCUGGUUCCAGCUCCAGAACACAAGAAACCUACAGAUUAUGUCCACGGUUUGUUUCGAGUUGAAAUAACGUCAAGGCCUAGACCUUUCAACUCUCCGUUUCGAAGUAAGAAUAACACACCAAGUAGUACUCCCCCGCCAACGCUAACAUCAGUAUCUGCUAGUAGUUCUGGUACAACAGCGAUAAAUAGCGCUACAAAUAAAUUAAGUUUAUCACCUGCCACAUCUGUAGUAUCUUCGUUGGAACCCACAAGUCCUCUAUCAGGUUCCUCCACAUACUUCACUACGUCCGAACCUAAGGCUAAAUUCCUAACUAGGUACAGUCAAGAUAUGAAUCAGUGUCAAAUCGUUAAAAAUACCAAAGAUCUUAGUCAAAAAAAGGAGGAAUUAGUGAAUCGACUGGACAGAAAACUGGAAGUACUUCGUAGCGAGCAUCUCGUCGUCAACGAUGAAUGCAAAAUAAACGAUGAGCUCGGAGAAAAUGUGGAAUCUCAUAUCAACAGGCUGGCCAGACCGCACGAAGUUGCUAAAUUCAGACUGCAUGUCGAAGAAAUUGGAAAAAUCACCAGCCUUCUUUUGGGCCUAUCAGGAAGGUUGGCGAGAGCGGAAAAUGCUUUGAUGGGAAUGUCCGAUGAUCACCCUGAAAGAAGGAUAUUGGAGUCCAAACGAGACAAACUUCUCGACCAGCUCGAAGAAGCCAAAAAACUAAAAGAAAGCAUCGACCGCAGGAGUGUAAACGUCUCCAACAUCCUGUAUAAAUACCUGAACUCUGAAGAAUAUGCCGAUUACGAUCACUUCAUCAACAUGAAAGCCAAAUUGAUCAUGGAUUCGAAGGAAAUAUCCGAUAAGAUUAAGUUAGGAGAAGAGCAGCUGUUAGCACUCAAAGAGACUCUUAUUGUCACAGACUGAUUGUGUGUAUAUUAUAUAUGAACUGUUUGUUGUAAAGUAAUGCUUUUAUUUAACAUUCGAGUUUUAUCGAAUGAGCUAGUCCAAUGCCUUGGAGUCAUUUUGCUUUUGAAUGUCUGUCCUCCGGACCCUGAAGGAUUCAUGUAAUAUUUGUGGGCUGUAAACUGAUUGAUAGUUGGGAGGGAAGGAGUAAAGUUCGACAAAUUUCAAAGGGUUCUCAAAGGGUUCUCAAAUAAUGACUGCAAAAAGAAAAAGUGAAGCAGAUAUAUUUUAUUCUCUGGUUGGAUAAUUAUUAUCAUGAAGGGGAACACGUUUAAAUUUUGUAUUGAAGAACGUUUGGUUUGAAAUUGAAUUCAAAUAGAUAAUUUAAUUGUUUAUUUAUUAUGGGGAUAAUUUUACUAGUUUUCAUCUCUCCCAUUCCACUAUCUGCAGUUUAUUUCCGUUUUUAUGAAUAAUUUUAAGUUUUGGUGAUUUGUUUGACCGUUUUGGAAAGAAUAGCUAUAGAGGUGACCUAAUCUGUUGCAUUUAUGGUGAGCUACAAUGAAGAACGAACAAACGAAUAAUUUCAGUGGUCAGGUCAAUCAUUUAGUCAAAUAUUGGGUCAAUUUUUCACCCAUUUUUUCCGAAACGGUCGAAAUUUUGUCGAAGUUAUGGUUUUUCAAAUGUUCUUCUCAGAAAUGUUUGAAAUAGCCAUAUAGUAGGGUUUACCUCGCAACUAUCGUCAAUAAGAGCUUGCAUUGGUAUAUUUGGCGAUUAGAUGCCAAAUGGACACCUCUUACCAUUUCCGGAAAUGGAUAAGACGGUGUUUUCCAGCAGACUAGGCUGUUAUAAUGUGCAUUUUGUAUUUCAUUAGUAUGUAUUUUAAGUGCAAAUACGGGAUAUUGUGUAAUGAAGGUUUUUCGAGGUAUUCGCUGUCAACGAUUAUUUAUUUUAUUUGUUUUAUUAGUUUUUAUGGAUGUAAAGGUCGCCUGGAACAAACCUUUUUUAAACUAUAUUCCCUGAACAUCUUCCUACCAAGUAUUUAAUAUAUUAUAUUAGAUGUACUAUAAGUCAAAAUUGUAAUUUUUUAUUUUUUUUUUGGAACUGUGGAACUGGAACUGUGAGCCAAUCAUUGUAUAUAUAAUAAUAAAGAAAAACGAAUAUCAUGGUGCUCUGGAAAUUGUCAUAUUAUAAUAUUCGUAAGUUGUUACAUUGUGAUUUAUUAGUGUGUUGAAACCAGUCGUAUGUAUUUUCUCAAAUAUUUUUAAUUUAUCAUUUUAAGAUAUAUUUACAUUUUCAAAUCCAAUAAACUAUUUUUUGAGCUUUACGCAUUGCUUGCAGUAAAUAAAUAACCGAUUUUGAAUAUUA